AUGUCUUCCCCCAUCGCUUGUGUCGGUGAGCCGUCGGGAUCCGCCUCUGCCAUUGUCGCCACCUCAGCGAGAGGAUAUCAUACCCUCAAGAUCGACGGUUACUGCUGCACCAAGGCGACCCCCACGGGUGAGUUCCUCCAAUCCAGUCAAUUCUUUGUCGGCGGCCAUUGCUGGCGCAUCUACUAUUUCCCCAAUGGCAUGGACUCCGAAACAGCAGAUUAUAUUUCCUUUUACCUCAAGCUCGAUGAAAUUGCAACCGAGGGUGUGAAGACGAUGUUCACUAUUAAUUUUGCCAAGGUGGCUGAGAAGCGACUGUCAUGGCCGUGGGCAUCCACAACUGGAUAUGUUUUUGGUGGUAAGCAAAUGUGGGGCUGUCCAAAGUUCGUCAAGAGGGAGGAUUUGGAGAAGUCGGAGCAUCUCAAGGACGAUUCUUUCACAAUCAGGUGUGACAUUGCCGUCGUCCAUGACAUCUGCACCAAACAGACCAGCGCUCCAAAGUUUGUCUUUGUGCCCCCACCCGAGCUGAAUCAGCACCUCGGUGAUCUCCUCAAGACUGAGAAGGGCGCUGACGUUGUGUUUGAGGUAGGUGGUGAGAGGAUUGCUGCACACCGGUGUGUGCUCGCGUCGCGAUCUCCAGUCUUCAGCGCGGAGCUCUUUGGCAUGAUGAAGGAGGGCGACACAGCCAGUGUCAUACACAUAGAUGACUUGGAGGCACAGGUUUUCAAGGAGUUGCUCUACUUCGCCUACACUGAUUCAUUGCGAGAGGCAAAAGAAGAAGAGGAAGAUAUCAUGUGUCAGCAUCUGCUCGUUGCGGCGGACAGGUAUAACAUGGAGAGGCUAAAGCUGAUUUGCGAGGAAAAAUUAUGCAAGUACAUUGAUACAGGCUCUGUUCCGACCAUUCUAGCACUUGCUGAGCAGUACCACUGCCACGGGUUGAAGAAGGCAUGCUUUGAUUUUCUCAGCUGCCCGGCACAUCGGAGGGCAGUCGUGGCCACUGAGGGCUUCCAGAAUUUGUGUAAGAGCUUCCCUUCUCUUGUGAUGGAGCUGAUUGCCAUGCCCUUGCCACCUUAG
Messenger RNA from Triticum turgidum subsp. durum (durum wheat), 1071 nucleotides. The record is from the annotation of a GenBank genome assembly. Lineage: Eukaryota; Viridiplantae; Streptophyta; Magnoliopsida; Poales; Poaceae.